This is a messenger RNA of Cherax quadricarinatus, 4537 nucleotides long. NCBI's taxonomy places the organism in Eukaryota, Metazoa, Arthropoda, Malacostraca, Decapoda, Parastacidae. The record is from RefSeq and is a predicted model, not a curated record.
AUUUUAAGCGAAAAGUAAUGCAACCGGUGGUCAGCAGGAUUACCACAGAUAUAAUGAUCAGUAUGGUACUAGUAGACAAGGUGGAUAUAAUAAUGGCUACAAGAAAUGUGAGUCACAGAACCGACACUCUGGUUAUGGAAAUCAACACAAUUUUUCACUUCAUUAUCAAAAUUAUGGUUAUGAAAAUCAACAAAAUAAUUCACUUGGUUGGCAUCAGCAAGAUCGUGGUUCUCGCAGCCAUUCAUUUAAUAAAGGUCGGGGAGGGAAGCACAACCAGCAAUACAGCCAGCCACAACGCAAACAAGAGCAUUCAACAUCCACACAGGAGAUGCUAAGAAUGUUGACUUGUGAUAAAUGUAAGGAAGCUUUCAAUCAUUUGAAGAAGAUACCAAAAUCUCUACAUUGUGGACAUACAUGUUGCACAGAAUGUGCUCAACAGCUAUUAAACAACAGUGAGAUUUCUUGCCCCUUUUGCAAGAAAAAAACCUAUAAUGUUCGUUGCGCAAGGAACCUUGCAUGUAACCAAAGCAUUUUAAAGUUAAUCCCAAAAAUAACGGAUAAAGCUAUUGUAACUGUCAGCAGGACUGAUAGCCCAGUAAACCAGUUGAAUGUUUCUAAAGUGUCUCUCAUGGGAGAGCAUUAUGAAAAGCCAGUAAUGACAAGAGACAAAAAACAGAGUAUGCAGUUCCCACGUCAAAAUGACUCCAGAAGAGAAUUUAACAUUAUGUCACCCCAUAACAGUCAAUGUUUAGGAGCUGGAGUGGAUCCAUCUGCAUAUUGUACUAAAUGUCAGCAGUGGAUUUGUGAUGUGUGUAGAAAAGUUGAUCAUCAUGAAACAAGAGGCUGUAUCCUGAAUCCACUCAAAGAAACCAUAACAAAAAUGAAACAAAAGCAUGAAAAUAAUUCAUCCUCAGCUUGUGAAACCCUUAAUGGAUCAGUGAAGGAACUUAAGAGUUACUGUGAUCAACUUGAUGGUCUGCUUUUAUCUAUGCGUGCAGCAUUUGAAUGUAUUGGGGCUGAGCAUGAAGAUCUCAAAAAGGCUGUACAAGAAGGCACACAGAUGGAAAGGAAUCUGAAAGAUUUAGUACUUAAAUCUCAGUCAUCUAGAAAUCUUUCUGAAACAUUAGCAAAUUUCAAGGAUAUUGAAAAUUGUUGUGUUACAUCACAAGAAUGGAUGUCUAAUGUCAUGUCUCAAGUCAGCGGUAGUAAUACAGUGAAGAAAGUAGCUAAGGAUCUCAUUUGCAUGACACUUAAGUCACUCAGAACAUCUGCAUCAGAGAAUGGUGAGGUUAACCAAAUAGUAGCUUGCCAUGAAUCUACCACUACCAGGUUUUCAGUCUUGACAGUUGAGGGUGGUCGAAUUCAUUUACAUUGUUUAACCAGCAGCACACCUGGACAGGCCACUCAAAAGUUACCGUUGGAGUGCUUCACAUCCUGUAUGAAUACUACUUCAUCACUCGUAUUCAUUAACCUUUCCUGGGGUGGUUCUACUCGUGGUCGAGUUUAUAUUCGGCUGACAGGUGAUACAGUAAGAGGCCGUCAGUUUCUGAAGCUGUGCACUGGAGAGAUGGGCCCUUCCUUCUGCAACACCAACUUUCACCGUGUUUGGUGGAAGGGCUACCCAGGUGAAAGCAUAUGGGGGGGUGAUUUUGAACAUGGAGAUGGUAGUGGAGAAGUAACAUUCACCAGUGGCUUAGAUAGUGAACAAACGACUGCAUUGAGUCGAUCAGUUCCCAUCAUAGCUGGGCUAGUUGCUGGGCGAUAUGAAAAGAAAAAUACCAGUUCUAUUUUUCGCAUUUACACAAUGGACUCAAAGAAUUGUGUGGAGGAAGCUGCGUUUGGUCAAGUUGAAUUUGGUCUUGAUGUAAUACAGAACGCUGUCAAGCAUAGCAACAUAAGUGAUGUAGUAAUAUCUGACUGUGGUAUCGUUAUGGAAUUUUGAGAAUUUGCAAAAAUUGGUACCUACAAUAUAUAAGGUCUGUUUGCAGGUAGAGUCUUCAAUUUAUAACUGGUCUGCCAAUGUGGUUUUUGCCUUUCGAUGACCAGGUUUUGGUGUGAUCAAAAUGUCCAAGAUUGUAGUGCAUUUAAAGAAUACCUCAUCUUUCCACCUCUCCAAAUGUGUUUCUUUAAUGCAUUGCACAUUUAAUUUCAGUAUAUUUUUAGGCACCUAUAUUUUACUGUAGUGUGAUGAAAACAUCAUAUUUUUGCUCAAGAUUUAUACAUACCGUACUUAUACUACACUGUGAGCUUUACUGUUGAUGUCCUAACACUCCCUAGAUCACUCGUUGAAGAAAGUGGUCUUCCUUGUACAGUAGGGCCCCACUUAUACGGCAGGUUAGGUUCCAUAGCAUAUAAACAUGCUGUUUAUAUGCUAUGGAGGUGUGGUUGCCGGGUGGAGGGAAAACAUUACAUAAUACUAAUAAUAAUCACUCUUGGGCACAUUAAAUGUCUUAUUUUACAUUAAUAUAGACAAAUAUAGACAUUUUCAUUAACCCAUCUAUUAUAUAUUCUUCAAAAUUAUAUAAGAAACAAGUUACGUAACAUAUAAACAUUUUGUUUAUAUACUAUGGAGAUGUGGUAGCCGGGCGGAGGGAAAACAUUAUGUCACUCCCCUUAAUACAUAACACUUUUGUUUACAAUUCUCCGCUUGAAUUAUUCAUUACUUCUCCCUUUGUUUAUGAUGGCAUCUAAAGGUAGUUGUUAUAAACGAUUAAACUCCGUGAACAUGGUAUGUUGAUGGUAAUAAUAUGGCUCUGGGCCACAUUAAAUAUCGUGUAGUUAUGUAGGUAGGUGUAGGUAUGUAGCCCAGGUGGACUAUAUACCUACAUUAUUAUUAUAACUGAUAAUUAUACGUAUGUGUACCUGUACCUAAGUAAACUUACACACUGUGCUGGCAUGCAGGUACACAUUAAAAUCGCUAAGUGUCUUAUUAGUCUUGAAGAUGCCAUAUUAAUCAUGAUAAUAAUAAUAAUAAUAAUAAUCACUAAGGAGCAUUAACUAUCGUAUAAAAUGUUAAUAUAAACAUUUUGCUUAAUCCAUCUAAAUACACCCCACAGUAGAAUAAAUUAACAUAAAUAUGAGAUGUGGUAGCCAGGCAACUUGUAGGACUUGUGGUAGCCAGGCAACUUGUAGUCUAACAUCAGAGAAAAUGUGUACACUAUAAUAUUACUGGGGGUAGCUGGAAAAUUAUUCCUUUCGUAUGCCUUCGCUCAGGGUGUCAUUUCUUCUAAAAAUAAUGUUACAUGAGAAUGGGAGUGUUUCUCUUUAUUUAUUCUACUGUAUCAACAUGGAGACAACUUGCAUACAGUGUAAAGUGACGAUAACCAGACGUGUUUGUCUGGAUUGUUUACAUUGUGUGGGUGGGGUGGGGUUGGGAGGGCUGCCCUUCCUGGCUACCCAUACUUACCAACCUGACAUCAUACAAAUAAAACUCACCUCUCACUCUACAUUAAGACUACAAAUAUUUCAAGGUAAUUAAUGAGUGUACUAUAUAUGCAUUUUAUUGCUCUAGGGAGCUUAAUGUCAUAGUAGGUAUAAGUGGCCAGGCAGAAUGCCAUACCUCCCACACGACUUUGUACAAAUAAAUACUUUUCACCUCUUGCCCUACAUUAAGACCAUUAAGACUACAAAUAUUUUAAGGUAAGUAAUGCAUGUGCUGUACAGGUUCCAUCCAACUUACGACCAAGCUUGGUUCCAACCAAAAUGGACGUAAGUCGAACCUUACUACUGAAUAUCAACAUCACACUUUUGUAAUGAUUUUAUUUUAUUGUUUUAUUUUGGCAUUUCAUUUUUUUCUUUACUUUUUAUGCUGUUAGUACUGUAUUUUAUACUGUAAGGUUUAGGAUAAACACUGUGUACAACUCAAACAGUUGUUUAUUUCCCAGAAAUGUGACAUACAAAACAUGGUCAUAAGUCGAGUGGUCAUAUGUCGAGCAGGUCGUAAGUCGGAUGGUUGGUGUAUAUGUAUUUUAUCGCUCUAGGGAGCUUUAAGCAUCGUAGUAUAGUAUGUGUGGGUGGGGUGGCCAGGAGGGCUACCACACCUGACUACUAUUCACCUUUUGCCCUACAUUAAGACUACAAAUAUAUUUAGGUAAAUAAUGAGUGUACUGUGUGUGUAUUUUACUUUUCAAUGCCUAGUUCUAUUGCUAACUUAAUAUAUGUUAGUGUAAACUUGUUAUCUGGCAUUUAUAUGCAUUUAUAAAUGGAAAAAAUGGAGUUCUGCUUUCCGGCGAAGUCUGCUUUCCUGCAGUAGCCUGGAACCUAACCUGCCAAAUAAGUGGGGCCCUACUGUAACUGUUAUGAGCAUGUUUGUAUUUAUGUAAUAUGGCCCCCUGUAGUCAAAUGCUGUUACAUUGGUAUGAGAUGCCUAAUUGUAUAUAUUACAUUAUUGGCAAAAUUUGUGUCAGUCACUUACACUUUAAUGUUAAUUUAAUAUAGAAGGGCUUCAUGUUUAAAUUUUAUUAUAUUGUUAAUAAAGAAGGGUAAAUUUAUUUAUGACAAAUUACCAUGAAAUACAUUAUAUUGUCUUUUGAAUUAA